AUGACCAUAAUCCAGAGAGAUAAUUUUGAUCUGCGAUCGAUGUUUACCCUAAAAGUGCAAGUCAACGACAUCAUCAGUCAUCAAUACCUACGUCAAGCCGUCGUAGAAGUCUUCGUCAAUUACACCAAGACCAAUUCCACACUAACUGGCAACAAUGGAGCAGUAUUGAUAAGAGUUCCCUAUCAACUAGGCCUAAGUUUAACUAUCACAUCUUAUAAAGAUGGCUAUAUGUUAACACCUUUGCCUUGGAAAUCUGGGAGAAUGCCAAUAUAUUCGUCUGUGACGCUUUCGCUGUUCCCUCAAAGCCAAGCAAAUAUAUGGCUGUUCGAGGAUACAGUUUUAAUAACUGGGAAACUAUCUGAUGCCAAAUCUCAACCAAGUGUACAGUUUCCAAAAAAAUUAAUAAAACUCCCGAGGAGCCACCACAUUACAAACGUAACAGCCUAUCUUACAGUGCCACAGCAGUUUUUGAAAGUGGAUCAUUUCCUCUAUACAACAGGGAUUCUUCUCAAUAUGUCAGGUUUUAAAAGUAUUGAACUGACCCCUCUCGCCGCUAUAUGCGUAAACCUGUUUUCGGCUGGGAAAGAACUGAAAGUGGAUGGGUCUAUCCACAUCACGUUGCCUCUUCUGCCUACGAGAGCUGUGAAAGCAGGAGGUCGGAUCCUGGCGUGGACCUUUGAUAUGAACACGGGUGCUUGGGUAAAUCACGGGACGGGCACGGUGAAGGAUGCAGGUGACCAUUUAGUAUGGGCGUACACCGCUCCGAGUCUAGGCUACUGGAUUGCAGCCCCACUUCCUGGAACCUCAGCAGGUAUGAAGGAUAUAACGGAGUACCACACAGUGUUUCUGAUGGUCAUACUGGGAGGCACCGUCAUCAUUAUCACUGGGUUCUUUGCAGUUCUCCUUUGUUACUGCAGGGAUAGAUGCAGUCAGUCUAAAAGGCGAGGGAAACAUAUGACCAAACUGGAUAUCUUAAAAAGGGAUCAGAUGACAUCAACCAGUCAAAUAAAUCACCUGGGUAUCGCCAAAGGGUCGCUCCAGCCAGCGGACAAAUCGCAGCUGUAUUCACCCAAGUCGUCCUCAUACAGCCCACAGAGAGGGGCUUUGGCAGAGGCGGAAGAGAGAAAAGCUCGCGACAAUUUCAAAAACUUCUCAGAAGGUGCUUCAUACCAGUCGUCUAGCAAGAACGCUUACACGAGCUCGCCUCAGUCUUUGGAACUUAGCAAGGGGGUAAGACAUUUGCAAGCGACACAACACGUCAACGGACGUAUUUCCCCUUCUAGAAACUCACAAGAGCAGAACCAGUAUCUCUCGACGCAUGAGGAAAUGUACGGGCUCUCGUCUCUUCCAGAACAAUUGCUGCACCUUUAUAGCCAGCCCAUUGCCAUCCUUCAAACCGCUGACCUUUUCCACUCCCCAGAGCAGUUACACAGCGCCAAGUCAGCCACUUUGCCAAGGAAAGGGCAGUUAGUCUAUGGCCCAAUGAUGGAGCCGUUGAGCCGGGAGAGUUACACCCAGACAUUACCCAAAAUGCCAGCACACUGUCACCUACAGCCGCCAACUUCCAGAGACGAAACAGCUGUGUCGGACGGGCAGCAGGGCUUAUCUCCCCAAGCUGCAAACUGGGGGCGCUACACAAACAGCUUGCUGGAGUCGGUUUCCGUCCCGGGGACGCUCAACGAGGCCGUGGUGAUGACGCCGUUUUCAUCUGAGCUUCAAGGCAUUUCAGAGCAAACCCUGUUAGAACUCUCGAAAGGGAAACAGUCGCCGCACCCCAGGGCGUGGUUUGUCUCCUUGGACGGCAAGCCGAUAGCUCAAGUGAGACACUCGUUCAUUGAUCUCAAGAAGGGCAGGAAAACCGAGAGUAAUGACACGAGUUUGGACUCUGGUGUGGACAUGAACGAGCUGAACCCCAGUCGGAAACUGGAGAGGGAGAAGACUUUCAUUAAAAGUAUGCAGCAUCCUAAGGUCCUCUAUCUGGAAGACUUGGACCUCAGCGGUAGUGAAAGCGGGACCACCGUUUGCACCCCUGAAGAUCAGACUGUCAAACAUAUGCCAGACGGUGGGAGUGAUCCAGUCCUUCGACAGCCCGCCGAAGAGGUUCCUGGGACGAAGAGCCCAGCAGAAGAACUUGAGGCCAGCCCCCCGCCAGCGAAGAAGAGAGGAAGGCCUGUUCUGACCAAAAGAGAUAGCAAAGCCAACAUUUGGAAGAAGAGAGAAGAGAAGCCGCUCAUUCCCAUUAAUUAG
Euleptes europaea (tarantolino) is the source of this 2247-nucleotide messenger RNA. It is a transcript of the gene FAM171B, whose product is annotated as family with sequence similarity 171 member B. The record is from RefSeq and is a predicted model, not a curated record. The transcript has 8 exons. The coding region runs from base 1 to 2247 and encodes 748 amino acids. Lineage: Eukaryota; Metazoa; Chordata; Lepidosauria; Squamata; Sphaerodactylidae.